ACGACUUCGGUCUCGAUAGAGAACAGACAGAGUGGAUUGAACUUUUUAGUCCAGAAGCGGAGAAUGAGCUUGUCGCUCCUCGGAGGCUAUUCUUCCCCAGAAGAAGAUGAAUCGAAGGAGGACUUCAAAUUCCACAACUCUUCGGACGACGAAGGCGACCAAAUCUACCACGAUUCCUCCGCUCCUCGUUCCUACAAAUCCGUGGUCGACCACUCCGUAGCCUCCUCUAGAUCCGACCUACCUUCAGCGCUCGACGCCUUCUCCGAAAUUUCAGGGCCGCCAGAGUUUCUGAACAAUUGUGUUGAAGACCAUGCUUCCUCAAUAGAUGGGAAAGGGAAGCAUGGCAGGCGGAAGAUCAGCAGGGAGAAAAAAGAUUUGCCUACUGGUGCUGUUGUGGAAGCAAAACCUCAGCUGGUUGGAGUUCAUGAACGAGUGAGGAGUGAUAUCGAGAGCAAUCAACAUGCAACGUUGUCUGUGCCAACUAUGACAAAUGGAGUAAAGCGUGCGCCUACUGCAACCAAUCCUAAUGCAGAGGAUGCUGCAGAGCUACUAAGGAUGUGCCUGCAUUGUAGAGUUCCUAAAACCUACACCAGUGUACGUGGAAUGGUCUGCCCAUUGUGUAAUGACCGCCCUCUGGCCCCUCUUGAUGAAACAAGCAAAGAUCUGAAAAAGAAGGGAUCUGCAAUCAAAGAUAAAGAAAAGAGCAAGAGGAUGAAGGGCCAAUCAUCUCACGCUACUUGGAAGAGUGAGACGGAGAUGCACCUUCGACAACAGUUUGAUUAGCUGAAUUUAGUAAUAUCUUGAGACAUUCCUGUUGUGAUGUUGGCGUGGUUUAGGAUUUCUAGGUACAAUAAUAUUAAUCAAUGCUGUCCAAGCAGAAAUGUUUACCUUUGAAGCUUAUGAAGCAAGCAUAAGUUGUUGUUAUCUGUUAGUUUUGUGGUGUUUUUCUAUUUAUUCUAAUAGAAUGCCCUGCUUUGUUUCGCUC
Molecule: messenger RNA, 985 nt
Organism: Tripterygium wilfordii
Lineage: Eukaryota; Viridiplantae; Streptophyta; Magnoliopsida; Celastrales; Celastraceae
Exons: 4
Coding region: 64-783 (239 amino acids)
Source: RefSeq, a predicted model, not a curated record